Molecule: messenger RNA, 1573 nt
Organism: Manduca sexta (tobacco hornworm)
Lineage: Eukaryota; Metazoa; Arthropoda; Insecta; Lepidoptera; Sphingidae
Exons: 2
Coding region: 107-661 (184 amino acids)
Source: RefSeq, a predicted model, not a curated record
GAAAUGUCGCAGCCCUCCCGCGUCAUUCCCUCCCGAGUGCUCGGCGAGAGUUCACGUCGCUCGUGGCCGCAAGUUCGCGCGAAGUUAUUGUUUUGGAAGUUGAACCAUGGUGUUGGCUGACAUCUUGACGGAGACCAGAAGGCGUUGGUUGAAGGCCUUCAAGUUGUUCAAGCGUAGCAAACACCGCAAGAACGCUCGCAACCGCAUCUCCCCAGCGUUGGUCCGGUCGCCCUCGUACAGCGGCACCGUGGACGCGCGCGCCGAGAUCGACGUGCAGCGGUUCUGCGCCUGUCGCACCUCCCUCCCUCCAUUGCACCUCGCCGCCAACGACUCCUACGAGAACGCCUCCUUCUACAGCGGAUACAACAGCUACAACAGUUCCAGAGUAGACAGUCUCGAAAGCUACAGGACGAAUGAGUCCAGUGCCCGUUCUGACUCCGCCUAUGAUUCAGCUCGCAGCAGCCCCGCUCACGCCAGAGUCUGUUACGCAACAGUCACCUACUUCAACGUCAAUGAUAGUGAAGAUAGCAGCAGUAUCCGUACAGAAUACACGCUGCUCGAUGAUGCAGAGGCAGAAAGGAUUGGGGAUGUUGACGAGGACGAAGAUGAACGAACACAGAACAUGAUAAAUGAAAGCAUCGAGCUCGUCAGCACGUUAUGAACGCUCGGUCGCUUGUAAUUAGUUUAUUUAAUAUUAAAGACAACGAAGUUACAUUUCGUGUUGGUAUGCGAGUAUUGAGUUAGAAGCACGACGUAAGUGAUAUUAUAAAAUGUUAAGUUAGAAUAUAAAUUUAUAACGUACAAUUAAUUUAUGAAGAUAUUAAGUAUUUAGGCAACUAUUUCAUAAAGUUACGCGUAUAUUACAGUACGGAAUUUUGCGGUGUCGCGGUUUCCUCCAAAGAAUUUGUAAGGGAAAUUCGGACAUUGAAAUUUCUGAGUAACCUAGUUAAAUAUUAUAGAAGAUGUACAACAUUACAUCUGAUAUAGUACUAAGAGUAAUUUAGGUGGAUUGUUUAUCUCUUAAAUGUUAAUGAAGUCAUUAAAAGUACUUACUGUAAAGACCUAUGGCAUUCCGAUUUGAUAGUAAACAUCGUUCUGCUUGAUUCUAAGCACUCCAUUUCCUUCCUUUCCUUAUGAAGGUUUUGAAAAGCCAUUUAAUUACCUUUCUUCCAAUUUAUUCCUACCAAGAUGUGUGAUUGGACUUAUGUGAUGUUUGUGAGUAAGUUUAUUGAAUAUAGUUCGUUAGACGUUUAACUGAAGAGUGAAUGUCUUGUUUGUACAUUGAUAAAGUAUAUUAAGGUAUCCAGAGUUAAACUUUACGUAAAGAACUUUGAUCCGAUUUGACUUUCCUAAGGUCUUUGAUCUGAUUUGGCAACAUUUUAAUUGGGGACAAAUUUGUGUUUGUAUACAAUUUGUAAUGGCUUGUCCCGUUUUCCAUUUGUAAUGAGAGUUCGAUGUCCCGAGGCGUCUACCAAAGCUUGUGAUAUUGUGAGUUUAAGUUAAGAUUAUUGUAAAUGUUCGAGAAUGUUGAUCUCAGUUGUAUAUAUUCUAUAAUUAUAUUAUGUGAACAUUA